GAAAAUACGCUGGUAAGUUGCAGUUCUCACCUAGCCGCCUGAAAUACCGUAAUGGUGAAGAUGACUUUCAAGGUCACCGUCGCACUAACCAUCGGCCUCGCCCUGGCCGAUCGAUCAAUCGCCGGCGUGAUAUCGUUGGACAGCCAUGAUCAUCAUGCCUCGGUGGCCAGCUCAUACAUGCAUUUCCAAGGGCCGGUACAGGGUCCCGAAUACGAGGUGAAAGUGCCGCACGUACCUGUGGACCAUCUCGGCGAGCACAACUAUCUGACCCACCACGAGCAUCGCCAUCACGACGGCUACACGGUCGACUACGUGGCGAAACCGAAGUACGAAUUCUCGUACGGCGUCGAGGAUCAUCAUACCGGCGACUUUCACGGGCAGAAGGAGUCCAGCGACGGCCACAGCGUGUCCGGGGAAUACACCGUGAAGGAUCCUGGUGGCAGUCUUCGGAUUGUCAGCUAUCACGCGGACAAGGAAGGAUUUCACGCAAUGGUGCACACUUCCGGAAAGAAUGAUCAUUCGGGUGGAUCAUAUGGCGGUCAAGGGCACGACGAGACCCAAGGCCAUCUUCACGAAUACGCCGCCUUAGCCGCACACGCGGUAUCGUAUUGACAGAAAACGCGAUCGCCAUGACAACUAUGACUGAUCGCUCUUUGUACCUGGCACGAAUAGAUUUUUCCUUUCCGAAUCGUCAACGUUGAUGUUUCCGUUUGUAUACCAAAGGCGACAAUGUGCUGUCCGUCCAACGUUACACGCAGGAGAACGUAUCGUAUAUCAUAUUGUAAAUAUAGUUUAUCCCCUUUACAUACAAUAAAUGACAUAAACUUGACGGAAAAAUUCAUGACUAUUGCUUUUAUAUUAUACAGAUAGCAAUAGCGCUCUGCUUUUUCCGUAGAAUAUAAAAUUAUUGACAAACCAUGAUAGACAUGUGAAGUGCAUAAAUAAGGAUUUACAAAAUUAAUAAAGAUUUCCGAUAAAUAA
Messenger RNA from Pogonomyrmex barbatus (red harvester ant), 981 nucleotides. RefSeq lists its product as uncharacterized. The record is from RefSeq and is a predicted model, not a curated record. Lineage: Eukaryota; Metazoa; Arthropoda; Insecta; Hymenoptera; Formicidae. Gene Ontology annotation, cellular component: extracellular matrix.